AUACAUUCAUUUAUGCUUUUUCUCUGUUUUCAUCCUCUUUAGGCCAUUGAGAAACGAUGUUUUAAAAUAGUACAAUUGGGGUUUUAAAAGAAAGGUUAUUGAUCGAAUUGGGCAGUGAAGUACAACGGGUGCCUAGAGUUGCGAGUGUUCAUAUGGAGGCAGAUGGUUUGUUUAACCCAGAUGACGACCUGGAUCUAGAUGUAAAUGCGAUAUACGCGGAUCUGAUCCAACGAGCAACGAAAGGAACAAGAGUAUUGUCCAUGAAAGCCCCUGCCUUAUCUACUGAGUUUGUUCGAUCUUCCACCCGUGCAAAGGCGCAAGCAAGUCAGGAUGGUGCAUUGAUUGCUAUCGAAUUUCCCUCACGGAAUGAAGUCCGACGACGACAGAAGCUAAAACAUGGUGAUAAGAAGAUAUUUGGAUAUGCCCCGUGUGAGGAGGCUGACUCAUUUCCAUCGGGUUAUGGAGAGAGGUCUGCGCAGUCGAUGCAACGUGAGGAUUCUGUAUAUCAACUCAAGAGUGCAUUUACGUCUGCUGCAAUAGCGAUGAGUAAGCUUCGUGCUCGAGUAAAUGCGAGAGGCGGUGACGCAACAGCUAUAUCGAAGAUAUUUGCACUAAUGUGGGGCAUCAGUGAGGAUGAAGCAGGUAUGAUUCCGAAUCUCGAAGUUACGGGAAAGGAGUCUACGCAUCUGGCAGCACUAGAAGAUUGUGCUUUCCACUCGCUAUCUGGACACCCUGCUUAUAGUGGUGGAUAUAGGGUAGAUAUUGCUUCAAUUACCUCAGAAGAGCUUGGCGAAAAUGUUCCUGUUAAUUGGGCUCGAAUACGGACCCGUGCUAAAGCUAUAGCGCAAGUUCAGGUCCAAGGGGAUUUGGAAUUCCGUGCUAUGAAAUCCGCCUUACCUGAUAAUGAAUCUGUUCCUCUCUUACUAGAGAUCACACUACAGUCACAGCCAAUAUAUCGGAGAACAUAUCCAUGGGAGGGUGCUAUGUUGCGUGCUAUGAGAAGAGGAGAAUAUAAUGAGGAGACAAGGGAGGAGGAGAAGUCUGACAUUGAUGUGGGUUGUACCAUGAUGCAGACAUACUCGGAAGCAAAGGAUUUACAGCUGGCUCUGCAUACCAGUGCAAACUUCACUGGCUCAUGGAAACGCAUUGCGAGUAUAGUUCGUGACAUGUCCCGACGAACCCUUACCAAGACUGUUAAGUUGAUUGAGAUGCAUCAAAUUGGACGUGCGUUAUUGGCAGACGAAGAAGAUGAAGAUGCAGAAGAGCUUGAGAUAGCAGAUAUGGGAAAGUCAUUUGAGGUUCCUCCAUUUAAGAUUACUAGGGAUAGAUUGACAACUGUUAUGUCACGGAACAAAGUUGGCUCUGAUGCGCUUCCUGAUAUUAAGUCGCAAGGAAGGGGAACUUCACAUUUCAGCCUUGCUCAGGUAUGUUCUGCUGGUCUUGAUCGCGAAAUGACGAUUGCGAGUGCUUUGAACUUGGCCGUAUUCGUAUCGACACUCCGUCAUAUUAAUCUGACAUCUGCCUGUAUGUUGAUGGGCUUAGUGAAAGACCCUAAUCCUAGCGCUGGUGGGAAAGUAUCAUCACGAUUGAGGUCGCCAAAGCUCUACAAUUAUGAUGCAAUCUGGGAACUAGGUCGGAUUAAAUAUACCUCGAGAAAAAUGUCUUCACACACGGCCAACUGUAUGUUUCCAUAUCAAGGGUCAAGAGUAAAGGUGGACUAAAGAUUUUAAUUCACUUUAAAGAUCUGGGAUUUCCCACCAACACCAUUUAGAGUGGUCCUUGAAAAUUUAGAAACAUAGCCUUUCAAUUUUUUUAAUGUCUCUUAGUCAUGCUAAGGUAUUACAGAUUUUAUAUUCUUUCUUAUUCCAUUAUGAAUUAUAUUAUUUCAUGAAAAAUGACAUGUAUAUUACAUAU
Cuscuta europaea is the source of this 1914-nucleotide messenger RNA. The record is from the annotation of a GenBank genome assembly. NCBI's taxonomy places the organism in Eukaryota, Viridiplantae, Streptophyta, Magnoliopsida, Solanales, Convolvulaceae.